This is a messenger RNA of Erinaceus europaeus (western European hedgehog), 2445 nucleotides long. RefSeq lists its product as uncharacterized. The record is from RefSeq and is a predicted model, not a curated record. The annotation marks the transcript as partial. Gene Ontology annotation, cellular component: keratin filament. NCBI's taxonomy places the organism in Eukaryota, Metazoa, Chordata, Mammalia, Eulipotyphla, Erinaceidae. The transcript has 3 exons.
CUGCCCUCCCGCCUCACCCUCGCCUCCUCGCCAUGGCCGCCUCCACCCUGUCCCUGUGCUCCAGCGACCUGAGCUAUGACAGCCGGGUCUGCCUGCCCGCGUGCUGCGACUCCUGCCCCGAGUCUUCCUGGCAGGGGGACGACUGCCCGGAGGAGAGCUGCUGCCCGCCGCCAUGCUGCCCCUGCGGCCCCUGCCCGACCCUCCUCUGCUCCCCCGUGAGCUGUGGCUGCAGCCCCUGCCCCUGCCCCUGCCCCUGCGGCCCCUCCUGCUGCCAGCCCUGCUGUGUGCCCGCCUGCUGCAAGCCCGUCUGCUGCAAGCCCGUGUGCUGCAAGCCCGUGUGCUGCACGUCCGUCUGCUGCAAGCCUGUGUGCUGUGUUCCCACCUGCUGCCAGCCCGUCUGCUGCAAGCCCGUGUGCUGUGUGCCCGCCUGCUGCCAGCCUGUGUGCUGCAAGCCCGUGUGCUGCGUGCCCGCCUGCUGCCAGCCUGUGUGCUGCAAGCCCGUGUGCUGGGAAGCCUCCCCCUGCUCAGGCCCCUUGUGCCGCCCGCCCUGCUGCAGCCCCUGCCCGCCCGCCUGCUGUGGGGGGUCCCCCUGCCGGCCCUCAUCCAGCGUGUCCCUGCUGUGCUGCCCUGCGUGCUGUGCCCCCGUGUGCCCGUGCCCGUGCCGCUCCUCCAGCGUGUCCCUGCUGUGCCGGCCCGCCUGCCCCCGCCCCUGCCCCGCCUGCUGUGAGCAGGCGGGGCAGGGGCGGGGGCAGGCGGGCCGGCACAGCAGGGACACGCUGGAGGAGCGGCACGGGCACGGGCACGCGGGGGCACAGCACGCAGGGCGGCACAGCAGGGACACGCUGGAUGAGGGCCGGCAGGGGGACCCCCCACAGCAGGUGGGCGGGCAGGGGCUGCAGCAGGGCGGGCGGCACGAGGGGCCUGAGCAGGGGGAGGCCUCGCAACAGAUGGGCACGCAGCACAUGGGCUUGCAGCACACGGGCUGGCAGCAGGCGGGCACGCAGCACACGGGCUUGCAGCACACGUGCUGGCAGCAGGCGGGCACACAGCACACGGGCUUGCAGCACACGGGCUGGCAGCAGGCGGGCACGCAGCACACAGGCUUGCAGCACACAGGCUGGCAGCAGGCGGGCACACAGCAGGGCUGGCAGCAGGAGGGGCCGCAGGGGCAGGCCGGCUGGCAGGGGCCGCAGCCACAGCUCACGGGGGAGCAGAGGAGGGUCGGGCAGGGGCCGCAGGGGCGGCAGGGCGGCUGGCAGCAGCUCUCCUCCGGGCAGUCGUCCCCCUGCCAGGAAGACUCAGGGCAGGAGUCGCAGGACGCGGCAGCCUGGCCCUGCCGCCCCAAGGGCCUGGGUGUGGGAGGGGACGGGCGCUGCGGGAACCACACGCCUUGGCUCGGCGCCGUUCCGGGUCCCUGCCUGUGCUGCACAACAGCCCGGAAUAGCCGGGAAUGUGCCCGGGGGCUAAAGAGGCCAGGUGAGGCCAGCCCCCAAACACCUGCAGGAGGCGGCGGGGCAGGUGGGACAGCUCCGUGCCGCACACAGGCCAAGCCUCCUCACACUCACACCCGCUCCCUCGUCCCGCCUCACCCUCGCCUCCUCGCCAUGGCCGCCUCCACCCUGUCCCUGUGCUCCAGCGACCUGAGCUACGACAGCCGGGUCUGCCUGCCCGCGUCCUGCGACUCCUGCUCCGAGUCUUCCAGGCAGGGGGACGACUGCCCGGAGGAGAGCUGCUGCCCGCUGCCCUGCUGCCCCUGCGGCCCCUGCCCGACCCUCCUCUGCUCCCCCGUGAGCUGUGGCUGCAGCCCCUGCCAGCCGGCCUGCCCCUGCCCCUGCGGCCCCUCCUGCUGCCAGCCCUGCUGUGUGCCUGCCUGCUGCCAGCCUGUGUGCUACAAGCCCAUUUGCUGCGUGCCCGCCUGCUGCCAGCCCGUGUGCUGCAAGCCCGUGUGCUGUGUGCCCGCCUGCUGCCAGCCCGUGUGCUGCAUGCCCGCCUGCUGCCAGCCCGUGUGCUGCAAGCCCGUGUGCUGUGUGCCCGCCUGCUGCCAGCCCGUGUGCUGCGUGCCCGCCUGCUGCCAGCCCGUGUGCUGCAAGCCCGUGUGCUGUGUGCCCGCCUGCUGCCAGCCCGUGUGCUGUGUGCCCGCCUGCUGCCAGCCCGUGUGCUGCAAGCCCGUGUGCUGUGUGCCCACCUGCUGCCAGCCCGUGUGCUGCAAGCCCAUGUGCUGCGUGCCCGCCUGCUGCGAGGCCUCCCCCUGCUCAGGCCCCUCGUGCUGCCCGCCCUGCUGCAGCCCCUGCCCGCCCGCCUGCUGUGGGGGGUCCCCCUGGCGCCCUCGUCCGGCAUGUCCCUGCUGUGCCCCCGCCCCUGCCCAAGCCAGCACUAUGAGUCCACUAUUCCUGGCGGCUGCUAUUUUCUUCAACGUCUAUUUUUCUUUCUUGAAUAGGACAAGGA